GCCUCGGGUCCUGGAGGUGGGAGAGGCUGGUCCACCAGGCUACAUGAGGAGGGUAACAGUCAGGAGAGGAUCAGAUGACUCAUCCUCCACACCUGUUAAAGGAUUUGCUGGAGCACCAGGAUACAACCCCACAUAAGCCGAGAAGCCAUUCUCCUUCAACAAACAUGAGACCAGCCCCCUCUAUCCCAGUAGCUGCCAAGGUCCCCUGGAACCCAGCGUCACAGACCCCACUAGUCACACCAGUGUCUUCAGACAGUAGUUUCCUGGCAGACCCCUUCUCCUUCUCUGCUGGGCUGACCACUCAGUUCUCUGGGGAGUUUGGAACCAUCCUCUUCAACAAGGUGCUGGUCAACGAUGGAGGACAUUACAACUCUCACACAGGUAUCUUCACGAUACCGAUGGAAGGGCGUUACCUGAUCUCAGGAGUUCUGAUGGCUCGGCAGGGGAAGGGACUGGAGGCUGUUUUGUCUGUCUCCAACCGUAGUGUCCAUAGGCUGAUGAGCUCCGCAUCUGGAGCAGGGACAGUGGCCCAGGACAGUUGUCCCUGUGGAGGCUCUGUCUCAUUCAGCCUGAUCCUGUCUCUGAGGCAAGGGGACCACGUAGCUCUGGUCCGGACCGCAGGGCAGCUGGCCACCACAGAGUCCAGAGACAUCCUAUCAACAUUCAGCGCCAUCUUCCUCUAUGCCCCGCAGCCAAUCACCAGAUAGUUACCACUGGGCCAACCAAUCACACAACAAGGACUUGGUCAUGUACAUUCCACAACCAAUCAGAAAGCAGGAAUACAUUUAAACAGACACCAGAAAUCCAAUCACCUGCAACCCUGCAGUUGUUCAGAAUAAUGAUUUUUAUCAUAGAUAUAGAUAUUCACCAUGUAAAAAGUAAUUCUAUGCUUGCCUUUUUACUGAACAAUUAUGCCAAAGAUAUAAAAAAAAUAUUAAGUGUUAAUUCAUGUAUUUGACAAUAUAGAUAUGUUUUUUUUCUACCUUUUUGUUUAAAGACAUUUUCCUAAAUUAACAUUUAUACAAUUAUAUAUGUACUUUUCUUUCUUUAAAAAAAUGUCAGUGGGAAGAGACCACCAUAUAGUUUAUUCAGUAUUCCAUACCACAUCCUGUUUAGAUUAAUCUGUUUUACAGGUUAUUCAGUAUUCCAUACCAAAACACUGUUACCAUUAGUAAAACAGUAGGGUUGAUUCCUUCCUUCACGUAUGUUGUCAAUAAACCCAUUUGAAGAUU
Molecule: messenger RNA, 1232 nt
Organism: Oncorhynchus keta (chum salmon)
Lineage: Eukaryota; Metazoa; Chordata; Actinopteri; Salmoniformes; Salmonidae
Product: EMILIN-2-like
Exons: 4
Coding region: 75-707 (210 amino acids)
Molecular function (GO): protein binding
Source: RefSeq, a predicted model, not a curated record